Messenger RNA from Sitodiplosis mosellana (orange wheat blossom midge), 3012 nucleotides. RefSeq names its product maltase A1-like. The coding region runs from base 765 to 2576 and encodes 603 amino acids. The transcript is spliced from 8 exons. NCBI's taxonomy places the organism in Eukaryota, Metazoa, Arthropoda, Insecta, Diptera, Cecidomyiidae. Gene Ontology annotation, biological process: carbohydrate metabolic process. The record is from RefSeq and is a predicted model, not a curated record.
CUGUGUUUACAAACAGAGAUUUACUGUGGCGAUUUGACAAACGGCAUUAGAAAAGGUGUUUGCUAUCGUGUUAAUCAAUCAAUUACAUAAAAAAACAAGAUGCCUUACAUUCGUAAGGUUAACUUUUCUACACUCCCAAACAUAUAAUUUCCAAUUAAAUCCAAUUCUCCAUGCAUUUAAAUAAGGAAAGCAUCAUAUUUUAAUCCGACCUUAAUAUCAGAGCGAAUUCAAUACUCUGUUUUUCAUACAUUGUGACAUAGCAGAAUUCUUACCGUGUUUUUGCGUACAGCGUAUAGUGUACCACGCGCCUUCCCUACAUACCAUAAAUAAGGCUAGAAUUCGCGAUUUUCGGCGUUUGAAAAUCGAAAAAAAACUGCUUUUUAGUGGGUCAAAAAAUCUGGGGCGAUCCCAAUACUUUUCUUACACGACAUGGUCGUGUCGAAAAGUAAAAACUACCGUGCCAAGUACAAUUUUUUUUCCGCUAACCAUAUGUAAAUAGGCGCACAUUGUCUUUUAUUGUGGCUAUCUAUUCAUCUUAUCUUUUUUGUGUUGUACACCGGAUGAGUAGUCCGAAAAAUCGAUUCAUAAUUACAUUCAUUCCCGAACACUGUGAAUUCCCUAUAAAUAGUACCAGUGUGUUUUGAAACUAUUCAGUCGCACCUAUAAUUUUAUACACAUCGAAAAUUCCCUUUGAAAUUAUCAACUCCAUUUGAAAGUGAUAGAAAACUGUUUCUAAGGUGUUUAGCCAUUAAUUACGUUGUGAAAUGGGGAAAAUUUUGUGCUUAAUAUUAGUGCUUGUGAUUUGUUUGGGGUUCACGAGUCAGGUUUUGGCCGACGAUGAUUGGUGGGAAUAUGGCCAUUUCUACCAAAUUUAUCCGCGUUCAUUUCAAGACAGCGAUGGUGAUGGUGUCGGUGACUUGCAUGGAAUCACGUCGAGAUUGCCGUAUUUAAAAUUCAUCGGUGUGACUGGCAUGUGGUUGUCGCCGAUUUUCAAAUCGCCGAUGAAAGAUUUCGGCUACGAUAUCUCCGAUUUUCGACAAAUUCAUACCGGAUUCGGGACUCUUGAUGAAUUCGAUCGUUUGGUCGAGCGAAGCAAAGAGUUGGAUGUCAAGUUGAUUCUUGACUUUGUACCAAAUCACAGCUCCGACAAACAUGAAUGGUUCCGAAAAUCGGCUGAUCCAAGUGAUCCCGAGCAUGAGAAAUACAAAGAUUACUACAUUUGGCACGAAGGACGGUUAUUGGAAAAUGGGACGAGAAUUCCGCCAAGCAACUGGCUUAGUAUUUUCCGUGGCAGUGCAUGGCAAUGGGUUGAAAGCAGAAAAGCUUACUAUUAUCAUCAAUUUCUUGCUGAACAACCCGAUUUGAACUAUCGCAACGAGGCGCUUGUCAAUGAUAUGAAAGAAAUUUUGCGAUUCUGGUUGAGAAAAGGCGUGAGCGGAUUCAGAUGCGAUGCGGUUCCUUAUUUAUUUGAAGCUGAACAGAAUUCCGAAGGAUUCUAUGACGAUGAACCAUUGAGUGGGGACUGUGACGAUGACCCGGACGCAUAUUGUCGGCUCAAGCACACAAAAACGCAAGAUUUGGAUGAAACCUAUGACGUGAUCUAUCAAUUCCGCAAAGUGACCGAAGAAGAAGAGUUUGCCAGUGAAACACGCAUUCUAAUGUCAGAGGCAUAUACAACACUACCAAACACACUACGGUUCUAUGGUAAAGUUGAAAAUGGAGAAAUAGCCGUGUAUGGUGCACAUAUUCCAUUUAAUUUUGAGCUGAUAUCAAAGACAAGCAUGGGCACUACGGCCUACGAAUACAAAGCGCACAUUGAACAUUGGCUCAAUGGCAUGCCGAAGGGUAACAAAAUUCACGCCAAUUGGGUGCUUGGCAAUCAUGAUAAUAAGCGAUUGGCUUCGCGUUAUCGGCCAGCACGUACUGACCUCUUCAACAUGUUGUUAAAAACCUUACCUGGUAUCACCGUCACUUAUAUGGGUGAAGAGAUUGGAAUGACCGAUGUCUAUAUAUCAUGGGAAAACACCGUUGACCCGCAAGCAUGUCGCACCAAUGAACAAGUUUUCGAUCAAUUUUCGCGUGAUCCGGCGCGUACGCCAUUCCAAUGGAAUGACGAUAAAAAUGCCGGUUUUAGCUUUGCCAACAGCACAUGGCUACCAGUUGCGAAUAAUCACACGGAUAACAAUGUUCAACUGCAAAAAUCGGAAAUUCUCAGCCAUUUAAAAGUGUUCCGUCAGUUGAUGGCGUUGAGACAAAAUCCAACUAUAAAAUAUGGGGGAUUGAAAAUCAAUGCAGUCAACAAAGAUGUGCUUGUGUACAAAAGAGAAAUUGACGGCCAGGAUGACGCCGAUAUCAUAGUGGUUUUGUUGAAUUUGGGCACAGCCUAUAGACCCGUUGAAUUAAACCAUUACUUCCGACAAUUGCCGCGGCAAAUGAAAGUGGUCGCUGCAUCAAUUCACUCGGAAAUCCUUGUAAUUGGUGAUAUCGUUGAUACGAAAAAGGUGGUGAUCCCACCAGAGGCAGGAAUUAUUAUUUCUGGGCAGAAAUCAGGUUUUUUGUCAAACGAAUCCAUUUAAAUAUAUGGACUGAUAUUUGAUUUGCUUUGGUUAGUUAGUUCAGUUUCAAAAUUCGGUUUGAUUUUGCCAAUAUUUGGGCGACAUUCACAUAUUCCAUAUUCGUUAAAGUCUAAACAAUGUUAUCAAAGAGAAACAGGUCAAAUGGCUUGAGUGGAAAAUCAAAGCGAAGAAAAACUAACACUUUUUAAACUGACUUUAAACGGUGUAAAUCUAAAUGGAAAUGAAAAAUGGGUUGAAAAUUCCAUAAAAAUGAACUGAAUAAACAAAUGGAAUCGGAUAUCAGCCCAUGAGGCUUGUUUCUUUGGUCAAGUUGACAAUUUGGUUUGUAAAAGUUUUAUUUGAUAUUUUAUUGUUAUAUAUUGAUACCGUAUAAAACUAUCUGCCUUAAUGAAAUUCAAAUGAAAAUGCGUGGAAAAUAGUGGAAAUAAAAUUAUUG